Molecule: messenger RNA, 1440 nt
Organism: Psammomys obesus (fat sand rat)
Lineage: Eukaryota; Metazoa; Chordata; Mammalia; Rodentia; Muridae
Gene: Chrna9
Product: cholinergic receptor nicotinic alpha 9 subunit
Exons: 5
Coding region: 1-1440 (479 amino acids)
Biological process (GO): nervous system process; signal transduction; chemical synaptic transmission
Cellular component (GO): neuron projection; synapse; postsynaptic membrane
Molecular function (GO): transmembrane signaling receptor activity; acetylcholine-gated monoatomic cation-selective channel activity
Source: RefSeq, a predicted model, not a curated record
AUGAACCGACCCCGUUUCUGCAUCUCCUUCUGCUGGUUGUAUUUUGCCGCUUCUGGACUCAGAGCUGUAGAAACAGCAGAUGGAAAAUACGCUCAGAAGUUGUUUAAUGAUCUUUUUGAAGAUUACUCCAAUGCUCUGCGUCCAGUAGAAGACACAGACACGGUCCUGAAUGUCACGCUGCAGAUCACACUUUCUCAGAUAAAGGACAUGGACGAGAGAAAUCAGAUUCUGACAGCCUAUCUGUGGAUCCGUCAAACCUGGCAUGACGCAUACCUCACAUGGGAUCGAGACCAGUAUGAUGGGCUGGACUCCAUCAGGAUUCCCAGCGACCUGGUGUGGAGGCCGGACAUUGUCCUGUACAACAAGGCAGACGAUGAGUCUUCAGAGCCUGUGAACACCAAUGUGGUCCUGCGGUAUGACGGGCUCAUCACCUGGGACUCGCCAGCCAUCACCAAAAGCUCCUGUGUGGUGGACGUCACCUAUUUCCCCUUCGACAGCCAGCAGUGCAACCUGACCUUUGGUUCCUGGACCUACAAUGGCAACCAGGUGGAUUUAUUCAAUGCCCUGGACAGUGGUGACCUCUCUGACUUCAUUGAAGAUGUGGAAUGGGAGGUCCACGGAAUGCCUGCUGUGAAGAACGUCAUCUCCUACGGCUGCUGCUCGGAGCCCUACCCAGACGUGACCUUCACUCUUCUUCUGAAGAGGAGGUCCUCCUUCUACAUCGUCAACCUCCUCAUCCCUUGUGUCCUCAUAUCAUUCCUUGCUCCUCUGAGUUUCUACCUCCCAGCAGCCUCCGGGGAGAAGGUCUCUCUGGGAGUGACCAUCCUAUUGGCCAUGACUGUAUUUCAGCUAAUGGUAGCAGAGAUCAUGCCGGCCUCAGAAAAUGUACCGCUGAUCGGGAAAUACUAUAUAGCCACCAUGGCCUUGAUCACCGCCUCCACAGCCCUUACCAUCAUGGUAAUGAACAUUCACUUCUGUGGGGCUGAGGCCCGGCCAGUGCCACGCUGGGCCAAGGUGGUCAUUCUGAAGUACAUGUCCCGGAUCUUGUUUGUCUAUGACGUGGGUGAGAGCUGCCUCAGCCCCCACCACAGCCAGGAGCCAGAACAAAUCACAAAGGUUGAUAGCCAACUCCCAGGAUCCAAUCUGAAAACAUCCAGAAACAAAGACCUUUCCAGAAAGAAGGAAACGAACAAACUCUUGAAGAAUAACCUGGGGUGUCAGGGCGGGAUCCCGCAGAAUGCCGAGAGUUACUGUGCACGCUAUGAAUCGCUGACGAGAAACAUUGGAUACAUUGCCAAGUGCCUUAAAGACCACAAAGCCACCAACUCCAGGGGCAGCGAGUGGAAGAAGGUUGCCAAAGUCAUAGACCGGUUUUUCAUGUGGGUUUUCUUUGUUAUGGUGUUUGUCAUGACCAUUUUGAUCAUAGCAAGAGCAGAUUAG